Messenger RNA from Alternaria atra, 507 nucleotides. RefSeq lists its product as uncharacterized. The record is from RefSeq and is a predicted model, not a curated record. Gene Ontology annotation, molecular function: zinc ion binding; carbonate dehydratase activity. The transcript has 2 exons. The coding region runs from base 1 to 507 and encodes 168 amino acids. NCBI's taxonomy places the organism in Eukaryota, Fungi, Ascomycota, Dothideomycetes, Pleosporales, Pleosporaceae.
AUGCCGACACACGGAGAGAGAAACCUCGAGCUCGGGAACCAGGCUUAUGCUGCUUCCUUUGACCAGGGACAUUUAGCACUUCCACCUAGUCAGAGAUACACUAUCGUAACAUGCAUGGACGCCCGUAUCGAUCCUGCUGCUGCAUUCGGCAUUCCUCUUGGAGCCGCCCACGUAAUACGCAACGCUGGCGGAUGCGUAAAGGAUGCGUUCCGAUCGAUCGUUAUAUCGCAACAACUUCUUGGUACGAGAGAGGUCAUACUUGUCAAGCACACUGGAUGCGGCAUGCUCACGUUCGACAACGAGACUGCGAGAGCCAUGGUCUUGAAGAAGAGAGGAGAAGUGGCCGCGAGAGAGGUCGAGACACUUGACUUCCACACAUUUCGCGAUCUGGAGAUACAAGUCAAGAAAGACAUACAAUGGUUACGGAUCAAAGCGAUCGAGGAGAACAUUAGAUUCAGCGGUUGGAUAUACGACGUAGAGACGGGAAAGACGAGCAGGAUUGUGUAA